Molecule: messenger RNA, 4292 nt
Organism: Pezoporus flaviventris
Lineage: Eukaryota; Metazoa; Chordata; Aves; Psittaciformes; Psittacidae
Gene: PIGO
Product: phosphatidylinositol glycan anchor biosynthesis class O
Exons: 12
Coding region: 26-3373 (1115 amino acids)
Biological process (GO): GPI anchor biosynthetic process
Cellular component (GO): endoplasmic reticulum membrane
Molecular function (GO): mannose-ethanolamine phosphotransferase activity
Source: RefSeq, a predicted model, not a curated record
GCGGCCUGCUUGUCCUCCCCUUAGGAUGCAUCGGUGGCCAGUGCUGCUGUUCCUGGCCUGGGUCUGCCUUCUUUUCUUUGCUGGCAUCGGGCUCUUCAUGAGCGGCUUCCUGCUGACCCGCAUCGAGCUUGCCAGCAGCAGCUCCUGCUCUGACCCGCUCCUGCCGCCACCCUGGCAGAGACAGAGCCUCCCACCGGGCUCCUGCUGGGCACCCCAGCGCUUCUCCAAGGCCGUGCUUGUCAUCAUUGAUGCCCUACGCUUCGAGUUUGCCCGCUUCAACCCAGCCAAAGCCAGCCCGCUGCCCUACGAGAACAAGCUGAGUUUCCUGCACCACCUCACAACCUCCCAGCCCCGCCAUGCCCGUCUCUACCGCUUCCGAGCAGAUCCCCCCACCGCCACCAUGCAGCGCAUCAAGGGCCUCACCACCGGGUCACUUCCCACUUUCAUCGAUGUGGGAAGCAACUUUGCCACCUAUGCAAUCCAGGAGGACAAUCUGCUGGCACAGCUAGUGCAGAACGGAAGAAGAGUGGUCUUCAUGGGUGACGACACUUGGGAAGGACUCUUCCCAGAGAAGUUUUUCCGCUCGUAUUUCUUCCCUUCUUUUAACGUGAAGGAUCUUCACACUGUGGAUGAUGGGAUCCUGCAGCAUCUGUAUCCAACUGUGGACAGUGGUGAAUGGGACAUGCUGAUUGCUCACUUCCUCGGCGUGGACCACUGUGGACACAAACAUGGGCCUGACCAUCCUGAAAUGGCAAAGAAGCUCACUCAGAUGAAUGAGAUGCUCAGGUCCUUGGUGGAUCACCUGGGGAAUGACACCCUUCUUCUGGUGGCUGGGGACCAUGGCAUGACGGAGACCGGAGACCAUGGUGGCGAGAGCGAGAAGGAAGUGAAUGCAGCACUGUUUGUGUACAGCAGAACACCCCUAUUUGCCGCUGGCCCUCCAGAGGAGCCCGAGGCCAUUCCCCAGGUGAACCUGGUGCCCACUGUGGCCCUGCUGCUGGGUGUGCCCAUCCCCUACAGUAACAUAGGGGAGGUGAUGGCUGAGAUGUUCUCUGGGGACGGCGACACUAUGUCUGCAGCCUUGCAGCAGCUCUCAGUCUAUCAUAUCAACGCCAAGCAGGUGGACCGCUUCCUGCAGUCCUACUCACUGGUGGCUCAGGACCUGCCAGCAGAGCAGCUCCAGCACCUGCAGGAGCUGUUCUCUGGUGCUGUGGAGGAGCACACUCAGCUCUUGGACCAGGUGCAGGGGGCAACGCUGGUGCCUCCGGAGCUGGAGUCCAGGCUGGGAAGUCUCAUCAGUCGCUUCCAGCUCUACCUGCGGGAGGCACGGGCUGUGUGCACCCAAUCCUGGGCCCGCUUCAACUCCCUGCGUAUGGUGGGGGGCUGCACCCUUAUUGCUGCGUCCUGCUUGCUCUGCUACAUGGCUGCAGAGCUGGCUGCAUCAUCAGACUCCUUUUACCGCAGCUGCCUCCUGUACCCACUGCUCUGGGGCCUUGUGGUGGCUGUUCUGCUUGGGCUGGCCCAUGUGUUCACCCAGGAGGGGCCGGAUCUCCUCCUGGUGUCCUCGUGCACAGCCGCUGCUUCUCAGAUGGGAUUUUUCUGGCACUGGUGGGGUCGGCAUCCCAAGCGAGGCCUUUUGGUGGGCAGUCAGCCACCUUUGGCCAGCGUUGGUCUAAGGCAGAGGCUGCGAGCCUGGCUGGGGCUGGUAUUCCCCAUGGGCAUUCUGCUCUUCCGCUGUGGAGCCAUGUUCUCCGAUAGCUUUGUCGUGGCCGAGGCCCGGGUGGCCCCAUUCCUGCUGGCCUCGUUGGUGAUGCUGCUAAUAGGGAAGCUCCACUGGGAUGGCCGCCUGACUGUACCAGAAGGCCCCAAGCAGCAGGUCCUUGGCUUUAGUUCUUACCGGCGAGAGAUGUGGUACCUGCUGUGCCUUGUGGCCAUGCUCCUGGUCUGCGUGCGCCUCUCUGGUUUCUUCCACCAGUGCCGAGAAGAAAUUCCUCAGUGCCGGCCUUCUCUUUUCCUCUCCCCGCUUGCCAGCCUGAAAAAUACACGGGCCAAGAACCUCUUCUACCUCCUGUGUGUGGCCUUGCUGGCCGGGCUGGUCUAUGCAGUGCGGAGCUGGCUGCGACACUACGGCAACCUCAACAGCUCAGACCCCCUUGUGCUCUUUGUGCGCUGGGGUUUCCCACUGGUGGUCCUCUGCAUUGCCUGCUACUGGGCAGUUGUCUCCAGCGCUGAUGACUCUCUAGGUAAGCUGCAGGAGCUGGUGCAAGUGGCAGUUCUUGCCUUUCCAUGGGCUGUCUAUGGGCUAGCAUCCGUGGGGCUGCUGCUCCUGUUGUGCAAUCCGAUGACAGUGUUUGCAAAGGACACAUGGGAGUCGGCAGGAUCCAUCGUCACUCCAUACCUGGGAGUUCCUAGCUCUGAAGUGGACUUCCUCCACGUCAUCCCUCAGAUCUACAAGAGGAUGCAGGAGUCUCAGAAGAGCCGCCUGGAGCGGGGCAGCUGCAGGACCACUAUCGCAGCAUAUGGGUUGGGCAGCGUGUAUUCAGCAGCCCUGGUCAUAGCACUCACCCUACUGGGCUUCCUUCUGAUGCUUCUGCACAGUGAGCGGCUGAGUCUUGCCUUUCUGCUCCUCUUCCUGGAGGCCUUCGUGCUGCUGCACAUCCACACGCGUGCCAGAGGCCUUGCUGGAGAUGCUGAGCCUUUUUCUGUGCCCUGGUAUGCAGUCAUCUCCUGGCUCCUUGCUGCUUCCCAGUUCUUCUAUUCCACAGGCCACCAACCCGUCUUCCCAGCCAUCCAUUGGAAUGCAGCUUUUGUGGGCUUCCACCUUGACCACAGCACCAACCUCCUGCCUGCUGUCCUGGUGGGCGCCAACACCUUUGCCUCCCAUAUCCUCUUUGCAGUUGGCUGCCCUCUGCUCCUGCUUUGGCCCUUUGUGUGUGAGAUGCCCAGCUUGCAGAAGAAGAAGCCCAAGAAGGAAGCCCGAGAGGGACUGCAGGAGGUGGAGGAGCACAUGAUGGAGAUGAGGCUGCGGGAGUCCCCAGAGAAGUUCUCCACUGCUCUGCUGCAGCUGGGGCUGAAGUACCUCUUUGUCCUUGGGGCACAGCUUCUGGCCUGUGUUUGUGCAGCUAUGAUUCUCAGGAGGCAUCUCAUGGUCUGGAAGGUCUUUGCCCCCAAGUUCCUCUUUGAGUCACUGGGCUUUGUGGUGAGCAGCAUCUGCCUCUUGCUGGGGAUCUCCCUGGUGAUGCGUGUGGACUGUGCUGUCAGCACCUGGUUCAGCCAGAUUCAGCUCAGGAGGACUCUGCUGCAGGAGCCCAAGAAGUGCUUCUCUGGAGAAACACCAGUGGGGGGGUGGGGGGUCUUGCUGCUACUUUCCUGACAACUGUACCCAUUGUGCAGCUUCAGUGGUCAGCAAGGUGUCACUGUGCCUGUGCAGAGACAGUGAUUCAUGGGAAAGGGGCCUGCUGACAAGGGGAGAGGAGGUUGGGAGGAGAAAGAAGGUUCUUCAGCCACUACUUCUCUUCACAUGCUCAGUUUUCAUGCUGGAAGCAAAGCGCACAUGGUUACACAUGCACAGAGUUCCUGGGGUCUCACUGACAGCUGCUCCUCUGUAAAGUGAGUUGGUUGAUCUGCAGUGAGGCCCCUCCUGCCCUACACUCGCUCCCAUUUUCUUCCUCAGCCACAGGGAGGACACUCGGGAGUGCUCUGGGCUACCUCAUACAGCCUGAAGCAGGCUUAGCUUGUUAGGGAGUGGUAGCGGGGAGAACUCUGUCCAUGACCAAGGAACUCUGCACUUGUGGUCUCGGCCUCUUGGUGUCCCCAUGGGCUAGGCUGUGCACCCACGGCUUCCGAUGUCUUCCCGAGCUUGUGCUGCUGAAUGCCAGUUGUUGAUUGUGAACAAUUAAGAUGCAGUGACAGAACAUUGGCUCAUCCCCUUAUUGGGUCUGGUCAGAAGGAAAGAGGAGUCUGGAGUAGUUGUCCCAAUGGCAGGAGUGGCCUUGGCAUGAGCUCCAGUGUCUGGUGCUUAUCUCACUCUUGACCUCAGUGUUCUGCAUGGGACUUCAUGCCACAAGUGAGCUACCCCAAACCCACCCUUAGCUGCUCAGUGUGUAUCUUCAUGAGCAAAGACUGAAGACAGUGACCAUGCUUUCUGGACACAUCCCAGCUAAGUUCCCCCUGCAGUUUUGAUGGGAGCUGGAAAUCCUUACUGCCCUGAACCACUGUGUGACAUUAAUUGGUGCUAUGAAAACUUCAGUCUCUUUUUGCUCUGGAAAGAGCUUAGUACUGCUUGCCUGGGA